Drosophila kikkawai is the source of this 3846-nucleotide messenger RNA. The record is from RefSeq and is a predicted model, not a curated record. Lineage: Eukaryota; Metazoa; Arthropoda; Insecta; Diptera; Drosophilidae.
AUGAAGGUUUAUUGUAACGAACAGGUGCCCUACGGAAAACCAACACCCAUCGUCAUAAGCAUGAAGGUACGACCAGUAAAGACCACAAUCACAGUGAGUCUCAGUACUCCCACCUAUUUGCUGGCCUUCUUUGAGGUUGGAAAUGAGUCUGAAAAGAAGCCACCGGAAUGGAAAAGAACCUCAUCCAUCAGCAAAGAGCUGGCGGUGCUAGCCAUACCCGAGUGUUCUCAGCCGGUGCCUCCACGUAAGAUACUGAUCACGAGGGGUUUCUAUGUCAGAGCUGUAUUUCUGGAAAAGUGUAAUUUGACAAUUGAGAAGGGAGUCUACAAUUGGAGUCUCAGUAAUGCUGUGGGGUUGACACAGCUUGCAACAUAUUCCACGGAUGGACCACUUCUCAAAGUCCAACAAUAUUCCUGGAGAUAUCCAACAUCCCAAGAACUCUUGAGGGACUUUUAUCUCCUAAAAGUCGAGGGAAGAUUUGAAGGUUUGUAUUACGCAGCCCGAUGUUACCUAAAGGUCGAAAUGGGCCCCGUGGAAGCUGUAAUUUCUGGAGGAAAACACAGAAGAUCCGGCCAAAAGGACAUACUUUGGAUAAACGGCUCUAUGAGCUAUGACUUCUCGAAGAGAUCUUCGGAAAAACAAUUUUCUACGUUUCUUUGGAAUUGCAAGUCAAUCGAUGAUAAAAACAAUCCAUUUUGCCGCCCCAAUAUAUCGUCGGAGGCUGCCUUUAGUAUUCCUGGGAAUUCCUUAAAAACAGGAUGUACAUACGUCUUUCAAUUGCAAGUGUCCAGGGAUCACAAUCCACGGAUAUCAUCGGAAAUGUAUCAAAAUGUUGCCAUUGUUGGUCGCAGCGUACUUCAAGUAAAAAUUGAAUGUCUAAAGAAUUGCCAGAGGGAUUUCUACACUCCGAAUUCCAGAGUUAAGCUAAAGGCAGUUUGCUUAAACUGCGAAAAUAUGAAUGCAGCUCAAAGAUGGUCCAUAGAUGGCCAGAAAAUGUUUAGUACCAAGGAAAUAACAUUACACAUCCGGAAGGGAACCAACCGGACCCAAGUUGAGCUGGCAAUGUUAGCGGAAGACGGACGCUACGAAAGAAAUGUCAAGACCCUGGUCAGGAAUUCUGGACCCACCGGAGGAAAGUGUACGGUUAGUCCCAGGGAAGGGCAAGAGGCCAUCACCAACUUUGUGCCAUGUUGCCAAAGGUUUGUUAGCCAAAAUCAGCCUAUAGAAUAUUGGUACUACGCGGGGAAAGUGCUUCUUGGCAGUUGUCUGGAUUGCAACUGCGGUGUACGCUUACCCGCCACGAGUUUCCUGCAAGUCCUGGCCUGCGAAGCCCUCUAUGCUUGCCACUCCAGUUGGAUAAAAGUCAAAGUGACUCCUCUGGUGGGAAUACCCACCCAACCGGCAGCCUUGCAGAAAUAUAUGAUAAGUUCGUCGAACAGUUUUGUCAAGCUCUUGAAAGGAGGACUCUACUCGAGCUACUUGCAGUCCUUAAAUGCCAUAGCAUCACGCAUAAGUCUCGCCGACUCGGGAACUACUCUUCUUCAUGGCUUCGAAAAUAUCCAACCAUACACCCCAAGCUCCCUUAGUUUAUUGGCGAACUUAACCCGGACAUUGGGCCAACGUUUACCCACCUCCGAUCCCAAGACCCAGGUCCUGCUCAUUAUGCUAGUCAGAAAACUGACCUAUAACUUUCAAGAGGUAAUGAGCAACGUGGAUGCUGUGGAUAUGACUCAGAAACCCUUUAUAAGUACAACUCUGGCCUGUCUAGAAGUCUAUAGAUUAAUGCAGAAAAUCGCUGAGAAAAUCCCUCAACCUCCGGCCUCCAUUUACGAUCGGUAUCAGAAGGCAUUCUUGAAAGGAUCCUUGGACCUGGACUUUGUGGAUAAGCUCCAUUCUGAAAUAGCAAUAAGAAGGACUUCGCAUGGGAAUUGGCUUAAUUUCAUGUGGGCAAAGGAUCAUUUGGGAUUUUUAAUGAAUAUUUUUCAACACAUAAACAAAGAUCAAAAUAUGCAGGACAAUAAGUCAUCGCCCAAGGCUGAAGUGCUAGUUCAGUGCUUUGAAACUCAGACGAAUGAUACAAUUAUAGUUCAUAGCACCGAUAGUUUGUAUAGUGUAGUCCUAUCAAGGAAACUUUUUGAUGAAAUAUUGGGCACAGGGGAAACGGAAAUCUGUUUCAAAUUGAUCUCCAUUCAAAGGACACUAAACUGGUGGUAUCCAGAUGAAAAACGGCCGACUUCUCGUAUGCUUUCGGUGCGAAUUUUUGAAAAAGGCGAGGAUGUGUUUACCAAGCAGAUUAAGCUCCUGAAAAGUGAACUUGGGUAUGAAACAAAUAUGACUAUUCACACCACAUCGCCAGCGAAAGACAAAGACGUAAUGACCAAGAACCCAAGGCAGACGCAUGAUGCUCUAAAGGAGAUCCAUGCCGGGAGAUACAUCAGUGUCGUAAGGAAUGGACAGCUUGAAACCCUACAGUCCGUUCAAUUAUAUCGAAUUAUCCUAGAUGAACAGACCGUAAUGGCUGUCCAUUUCACAAGAAGCACCCACAAGCUGCAAGUCAAGCUGAAGCUCGAAGUGAAGCCAUUGUGGUCGGAGAUAUCCAAGUCCUGGUGUGUUGUUCCCUCGUUGAGCACAAACACGACUUUUCUGUUACGAAACAAAUGCCAUCAACCGAAACGUGCCUAUAUGGCAUUGCGGGUUUGGUCAAAGAUCCCCAUCUGGAACUGUCCGAACACAACGCUAGUCGACGGUCCGGCGUUAUAUACCUUUGCCUUUCAGAUCCGCUCAUGCGCCUCGUGGCUCUAUAACCGUAAGCCCGACCAGCAGGGAUGGGACCAAGGCGGCUGCGUCCCCACGAUGGACUUCAGUGUGGCCCGGAAAUUGCGGUGCAUUUGCAAAGUCCUGGGAACCUACACGAGCUACGUGUAUUACAUACCUGCCAUUAAGGUUUCAGUGGGUACCUUCACGAAACCCAGCUUACAUAAGGGAGUUGUUGCAUUUUACUCGUUACUGCUCAUAUUUAUUCUACUCAGUAUGUAUUGGCUAUAUCGAUAUGCGAAUAAUCUUCCCGCCAAAAGUAUUUUCAUUCGAAUGCCCGCCGACGACGACGCCGAGGAUGAUGAAGAGCUCCAUGAUCUGUUGAUAAAGUUGAACACCGAGGGUAGAGUAAACAGCCAGACCACAGCCUCUGUGACCUUGGUUUUAAUAUCUAUAAACCAAAAGAAGCGAAAAAUUAGGAUACCACAGGAUCCGGAACGUAGCUUCCUUAACCGAAACUCAACACUCAAUGUGUGGCUGCGAUCGCGGGAGAUUCGUAUACCCACCAAAUUGAUGAUUUACCAUAACAACGCCGGACGGUAUCCAAGUUGGUUUUUGCGACGCAUCGAGGUGAGCGAUGUCCAGACCCAAGAAACGCAGAUCUUCGUUGUUAGGAAAUGGGUGACCGACAAGGUUUUAAGCCUGGAACCUACAACGAUCUUCCGAAAGGAUCAGGUCCGCGCCCUGGGCACUUAUCGUAGGCGCUUCAGGCUCCACAUUGAGAUGCUCUUCUGCAACUGGGCACUUUGGCAGCCGUUGACUGGUAAUUGGAGGGAAAACGAUCACUUUAAAAGCAUCUCGCGGGCCAAGCGGUUCUGUGCGUUCGUGAGCAAGCUCGUCAUUGCCUACACUUCCUGCGCCAUCUACUUCCAGAAGACCACCAUUGAGUCCCUUCAGCUCCACCGCGAUAAGUUCUUAACCUACAAGGAUCUGUUAUUUCUAAUACUGCUGGUAACCACCACGGAUUUUAUAUUUCAGGUUUUGUUUAAAUUAACCGCACACCAUUUGCUAAUGGUUAAAGAUUCCUUUUAA